AGUAAUUCUUAAGUUUGGUCUAAUUGUAUUAUUAUUAUUAUUAUUAUUAUUUUGGAUUGAAUUGAUUUAUUUACCCUCGUUAUUAUGUUGUUAAAUUAUUUAAAAUAUAUGAACAUGUUAAAUGACGCUUUCGUUUAAUAAAAUAUUCCUUUUUUCUUUUUAUUUUUAAUUUGUUUUUCUCUUUGUUUUUCUUUUCCCAGUAUUCCCCUCUUCUUCUCUCGCCUUUCGCUCUCCUCUCCACGGUCCACCUCCUAUCACCAUCGCCACUAAGCACCACCACCGCCCUUUAACCACACUGAUUGAAAAUUGGAAUCCAGUUUUCACAUAUCUGGCAACCACCGGCCGCCACCUAAUCAAACGUCGACAUUAGGAAAGUCAAAUCCUAAUCAAACGUCGGUGCGGUCGGUUCCGUGUUAGGAUUCCGGCCGCGAUCCAUUCUAUGACAUUGGAAAGUUCGCGAAGCACUGAUAAGGAAAGGUGAAAGGUAGGGCAGAUUCUGUUCGCAUCCUUCGGCCCUGAAUCGCUGCUUCAACCACUCGCCGGCUGUACUACUUCAAUUCGUGAUUCUCAACCAUCUGAAUUUACCAAAUCUUCACUAAUGUGAUGUGAGUUUGGGUUUAAUAUUUGGGUUGCAGCUUGAUGGGUGUAAGCGCUGGUUUCAUGCCACCGGCGUCUCUCUCCGACGAGAAGAGUAGGAAGCAAGACGAAGAGAAUUUGUUGUAUAUUUACGUAAAUCACGGAUCAUUCAACAAAUUCACGGCCAAACGGCCUGUGAAGUCAGACCAGAUAUACAACAAUGGUUUGUUGUACCCAAUUGGGAAGUAAUGGUUAUGAUGAAUGAGAUGCCCUUGUUGGUAGGGUUGAGAGAAAUAACAAUACCAUUUUUUCUUUUCCAUGUUAGCAAUGGUGGUGCGUUCUAAUUAACUUUUUUGUGACUUCUGAUAUCGAUUCUCAUUGUUUUCUCACCAAUGACUGAUAGGAUUUGGUCUUUGUCAUACUCUAAUUUUUAGUUGCAGGUAAAGGAAAAACCCACCCAUUUCAAUCUUGUUGUAUUGCCAGUGACGGAGUGAUACAGAGUUUUCUCAAUGUAUUGAUGAAACCCAUGACAGAGAGUGUUGUUUUAAAGGACUGGUGUGAAUGAGAAGAAAACAUGGUUGAGAAUAUGCUUGGACUACAACUCCGAUGCCAAGCAUGAUGAAUGAAGCUUUUUCCCUUUUUCCUUCGAAAGAUACAAUUUUCAAUAAUGGGAAUAUUGGACCUACUCUUGGGAAUGCAAUAAUUGAUGCAUAUGCUAAGUGUGAUAACGUAGGUUAUGCAUUGAAGAUUUUUGAGAGCUUAUCAGGGAAGAGGAAUGUGGUCACGUGCAACUCAAUGAUCUCAGGAUACAUAAAUUUUGGUUAACACGAUGAUGCACGCAUGAUAUUUAACAGGAUGUUUGAAAUGGAUCUCACCACUUGGAAUCUAAUGGUUCGAGUCUAUGCUGAAAAUGAUUGUCCUAGUUCAGCUGUGAGUCUGUUCCAUGAGUUAAAACGUCAUGGAAUGAAGCCUGAUGCUGUGACUGUUAUGAGCCUCCUUCCCGUUUGUGCUCAAAUGGCCUCAGUCCACCUGCUAAGGCAAUGCCACAGAUAUGUGGUGAGGGCUUGUUUUGAGGAUGUUCGCUUGAAGGGAGCUAUUUUUGAUGCAUAUUCAAAAUGUGGGAGUACAAAAUGUGCAUAUAAUCUCUUCCAGUCAACUCCGCAGAAGGACCUGGUUAUGUUCACGGCUAUGGUUGGAGGAUAUGCGAUGCUUGGAAUGGGAGAAGACGCAGUUGGGGUUUUCUCUCACAUGCUUGAGUUGGGUGUAAAACCAGACCAUGUUAUAAUAACUGCGGUUUUGUCUGCUUGCGGUCAUUCUGGCCUGGUGGAUGAAGAGUUGGAGAUUUUUGAUUCAGUAGAGAAGGUGCAUGGGAUUAAACCAACUAAUGGAGCAGUAUGCUUGUGUAGUGGAUCUCCUUGCUCGAGGAGGUUGAAUUGAGCUUGCCUAUUCUUUUGUAAUUAAUAUGCCCAUUGAAGCUAAUGCCAAUAUAGGGGGAUGUAUUGUUGGGUGCUUGUAGAACCUACCACGAGGUGGAAAAAUGUUUUUAUUGCUGGAGAUUCUUCUCACCCGCAGAGAAGUAAUGUUUACAGCAUGUUAAGUACAUUGGAUGAACAAAUCAAAGAGAAAUUUCAGUUCUGAUUAAUCGACUCAAAAACUAGCAUUUGCAGUGCCCUCAAAAGCAGGCAUGUGUUAUUUACUCGAAACCAUCAUUUAUUGAAUUGUCUAGAAAUCUAAAAGACAGAAUUGUUAAUGUGCUCUGGUGUGAAGAUGCUCAAAUCUACUUGCUUAAAUCUUCUCUAUCAAUCCUUAUUACUGAAUAUUCUACUACACUGUACUUGUACAUUAAUCUUUCUUAACUCGAACUAAUAAGAUGGAUGAUUUGGGUGUAACUGAAUCAUAUGGUUUUUUGCUACUACAAAAUUUAGACCUUUUCAUAACAGUAUGCUGUCUCAACCCAAAGGAAAUUCUAAUAUUGAAACAUGUUAGUACUUAACUUCAAUCAACCUAUAUUCUUGUAGACUCAUGCUCUCUUUUCCCUUUUU
Cornus florida is the source of this 2618-nucleotide messenger RNA. Its product is annotated as putative pentatricopeptide repeat-containing protein At5g08490. The record is from RefSeq and is a predicted model, not a curated record. Bases 1417 to 2013 code for a protein of 198 amino acids. Gene Ontology annotation, molecular function: protein binding; RNA binding. Gene Ontology annotation, biological process: RNA modification. The transcript has 2 exons. Lineage: Eukaryota; Viridiplantae; Streptophyta; Magnoliopsida; Cornales; Cornaceae.